Molecule: messenger RNA, 1657 nt
Organism: Stylophora pistillata
Lineage: Eukaryota; Metazoa; Cnidaria; Anthozoa; Scleractinia; Pocilloporidae
Product: adhesion G protein-coupled receptor L4-like
Biological process (GO): cell surface receptor signaling pathway; G protein-coupled receptor signaling pathway
Cellular component (GO): plasma membrane
Molecular function (GO): G protein-coupled receptor activity
Source: RefSeq, a predicted model, not a curated record
AUGGCUUUAUCGCUGACAGGAGUUUCUAUUACAAUCAUCAGCUAUAUUCUGCUCUCAGACAGGCAUGCACCCUUGUCCCACAUUCGAGUGGGUCUAACAUCUUGCAUUGGAGCGGGACAUAUUGUCUUCCUUGCGGGAAUUGAUGCCACAGAAAACAAGGCUGUCUGUGUUACGGUAGCAGCUCUCUUACAGUAUUGUCUGAUGGCAGCAUUCUGCUGGAUGCUGGUCGAGGGCAUUUAUAUUUACUUAUUUGUCGUAAAGGUGUACAACAUUGGUGAUAAAAUCCGCCGCUAUCAUGGCCUUUGUUGGGGACUUCCUGCGGUCAUAGUUGCUGCAUCUCUAGGUGUUGUUGCAGGAAAAGACGGAAUCGAGAAUUUUGUCAAUGAUCAGUACUGCUGGUUAUCGUCAAGAAACAAAAUACUCUGGAUAUUUGUUUCCUUUGUUGGGCUAAUCGAACUUACUAACAUAGCAAUCCUUGCGCGAGUCAUCAAGGAAAUUGCCACAAUCCAAUAUGUAAAAGAAAACCAGGCUGAACAGAUCCGGGUAGGUCUCCGAUCAUGCGUGGUGUUGACUCCAUUGCUGGGAGUCACAUGGUUGAUCGGUUUCCUGUCGCCAUUGCAUAUUGCCUUUUCCUACAUGUUUGUGAUCCUGAACUCUACUCAGGGCUUCUCGAUUUUCUUCUUUCACUGCUUGAGAAAUAGUGAGAUAAGAGACCGUUUCAAAGGAAGACUUCAGAGAGCUUGCGCACUUGCAGACAAUCUACCUAUGAUUGAAAAUAAGGAAUGUCGAUGCAAUUUGAGUCUAAUCUAAGGUACACCAGUCAGUUUCACGAUCAAUAAUUUUGCACUUCCAGAGUGGAUACUGGACUUUUCGUGAAAACUGUGACGAAGUUCACUCAUGUAAUAACAGCCCGAUGUAAGCAGUAGUAAUAGAGUGUAAACGUUAUAUGUUUGUAAUCGGUCAAUAUGAUGGGAUAGAUUACGAGUCGUAUCUGUAGAACUGAACAGUAUACAUCAGCUGAAAUUAUCUAAUCAAAAUUACUUUUAUCCGAUGAGUAAAUUUUUUCCGAAAUUUGGUUACAGUCAUGUACCGACAAGAGAACUUCAAAAACAUCCAUACAACAUGGCGGUAACUGCAGCAAGUCUUUUUUAUUUAUUUUAUGCGUGUACAUAUGAUUACCAUACUGAUGGUAACCGCAGAUGGUGACCAUAAAAGUCACAGUUUUGGUAAAUUUUUACCAGCCUUUUUGUCGCCCAAUGUUUUGCAUUCCUUUUCGAAGUUAACAAAUGAAAUUGACGCCUGCUUUGCCAUCUUGACUAUCACUCGUAUAUGAUUACAGACCGGAUUGGAUUUUACCCAGUCUUGGUAAAUAUUGGUAUUUUCGUUAUGCUUAAAGGCCUUAGGAAUCUACUUUCACUCUCUAACAGAAACAAACAAAAUUUUAGUCUCAGUUUUGGUUCUCUUAAACAAAUAAGAAGUUGUUCACCAGCAUAGUUUCGAAUAUGAAUAGUGCCCGUAUAUAGAUAAUGGAAGGUUUUUAUUUCUGACUGGAGCUCACCAUAGCGGUAACUCGACAAAUUGUCCUAAAACUGAAUCGUGACCUUCCAUUUUGUUCUCUUUUGUUUUAAUUAUAUAAUGCACAUAUACUCCGAUUCCA